AUGUUUACCAGACCCCCUAAUAUUCUCGCCAGGGCUUACCUUCUGGAAUUGCUCCUCUCCAUUCUACCAGGAUUCUGGGCCCAGGUGAAGCUGGUGGAGAGAGGUGGCAAACUGAUCCAUGAGGGCCAGUCUGUGAUCCUGACCUGUACAGCUUCAGGGCUUCGCUUUAAAGACUUUGCCAUGUCCUGGCAUCGGAACUCAUUUGGAGGUUCAAAAGAAUUUGUGGCUAGUAUCAGUGCUGGGAGAGGAAACAACAAGGAGGUCAGGGAGAACUUGAAGGGCAGGGCUUUCAUUUUGAGGAAAAAUGAGGCCAAUACCAUCUCACUGACCCUGCACCAGUUAAAGAAGGAGGACUCAGGCACCUACUAUUGUGCCAAGACUGGAGUCUUCUCAGCUCAAUGGGAAAAUUUUGGUCAUGGAACAGAAGUGACUGUACUCCCACGAGAUGAGACACAGCUGGAAGAGUCAGGAGGAGGCUCACACCCAGCUGGAAAGACCCUGAGUCUCCAGUGCCAAGCAUCUGGCUUCCAGUUUAAUACAAGCCAACUAAACUGGUAUCUUUGGGUUCCUGGAGGUGCCCCAUUGUGGCUGACCAGUCUUGACCAUCAAUUUUCAAAAGCCAGUGGGGGCCGUAUCACUUCCAGAAGGAAGGACACCGAUAACCAGAUUUUUCUCCAGAUUAAUAACCUUAGCCUUAGAGACUCUGGCUACUAUCAUUGUGCAAGGAGGAUGGGUUAUGGAGAUGACACAGACAAGUUGAUCUUUGGUUCCGGGACAGAUGUGACUGUGGAACCUGGACCUCGGGACCCUCUGCCACCCAGUGUGUUUGUGGUGAGGAGUCAGGAUGCUGUGGCCUGCCUGGUCAGUGACUUUUACCCCAAGGAGAUUGAUGCAUCUCUGUCCUCCCUUGGGGCCUCUGUCUCAGCCCAGGCCCUCACUGUGGCUCCCACAGCCCAUGGUGUCUACAGUGCCAUCCAGAUUGGCAAGGCUGGUGAGAAUGACUCAGUAACCUGUUCAUUGAAGUACCUUGGCAAAGAGACCCAUGAGUCCCACCAGCCAGACACUGGGAUCAUUUCUCAGCUGGAAUCAUCCUGCUAUGACCAGGAACUUACAGAACCUGAACAGAGGAAACAGAUGGUCCUCAGAGUGCUGGGCUUGAGACUACUAUUGAUGAAGACCGUGGCUAUCAACAUCCUGUUCACCAUAAUGGCCUUGAUCUUUUGA
Messenger RNA from Gracilinanus agilis (Agile Gracile Mouse Opossum), 1224 nucleotides. Its product is annotated as signal-regulatory protein beta-1-like. Lineage: Eukaryota; Metazoa; Chordata; Mammalia; Didelphimorphia; Didelphidae. Gene Ontology annotation, cellular component: blood microparticle; external side of plasma membrane; immunoglobulin complex, circulating. The record is from RefSeq and is a predicted model, not a curated record. Bases 1 to 1224 code for a protein of 407 amino acids. Gene Ontology annotation, molecular function: immunoglobulin receptor binding; antigen binding. The transcript has 9 exons. Gene Ontology annotation, biological process: innate immune response; phagocytosis, recognition; defense response to bacterium.